CACCCGCAACCUAGAACCUUCCGCUAUACACCGCCAACAUGUCCGACGAGGAGACCGAGACCAAGCCCUUCAAGUUCGUCACUGGCUUUGACGCCCGCUUCCCCAACCAGAACCAGACCAAGCACUGCUGGCAGAAUUACGUCGACUACCACAAGUGCAUCACCGCCAAGGGCGAGGACUUUGCGCCCUGCCGCCAGUUCCUCCUGGCCUACCGAUCGCUCUGCCCCAGCGGCUGGACUUCGCGAUGGGACGACCAGCGUGAGAAGGGCAUCUUCCCGUGCAGGCUCGACCAGUAGACAAGCCGCAAAUCAAGCUGCGCGCAUCGGACGGAACUUUUCUUAAGCCGGAACCCGUGGGUCGUGGAUCGCAAACUGGACAUCACAUAGAGUCUCCCUGUAUCAUAACGCUCGAGAAGGUAGCAG
This is a messenger RNA of Paraphaeosphaeria sporulosa, 422 nucleotides long. Its product is annotated as cytochrome c oxidase, subunit VIb. Gene Ontology annotation, cellular component: mitochondrion; respiratory chain complex IV. The transcript is spliced from 3 exons. The coding region runs from base 39 to 296 and encodes 85 amino acids. The record is from RefSeq and is a predicted model, not a curated record. Lineage: Eukaryota; Fungi; Ascomycota; Dothideomycetes; Pleosporales; Didymosphaeriaceae.